AUGGGCAAAACGAUCAACACUCAAGUUACUGAUAAGUCAGACGAUUCCAGUUGGCUUGAAGAGGAACUUGCGGCAGCGCAGAUUAAUCCUAUCGACGACGAAUCCGGUCAGCAUGCUCUUACCCUCAGGAUGUGGGUGAUUGGUGUGGUUUUUGCCAUUGUUGGCUGUGGGUUGAAUACCAUAUUUGAACUGCGAAGCCCGUCCAUCAGCAUCGCAAAGUCGACAGCCCAGCUCUUGGCUUUCCCGGUUGCCCGCCUCUGGGACACAUGGGUACCGGACUACGAGGUGAAAAUAUUGAGGUGGAGGAUUUCUCUAAACCCACACCCCUUCAACAAGAAGGAACAUACCCUCAUAUUCAUCAUGGCUAAUAUCAGCUUCUAUACUCGUAUGACCGUUGAUCUCCUCAUAGAGCAAAAGAAAUUCUUUGGGAAGGAGACUGGUUGGGCAUUUGAGAUACUGAUGAUCCUGGCACUGUUUCUCAUCGGCUUUGCGUUUUCUGGGCUCACCCGAUCGACCCUGGUCAAGCCUAAAAGUCUUCUGUGGCCUGGGUUACUUAGUACCACUUCCCUGACAGGAGUCCUGCACCGCCAUGGGGGGCUUGAAAGGUCGAGCUCGCCAACUUGGCGAAUAUCAGGUUUCGCAUUCUUCUGCCUGGUGUUCGCUGGAUCGUUUUUCUGGUAUUGGCUACCCGACUUUCUGUUUCCAUCGCUGAGCUAUUUCAAUUUUCCCUGUUGGAUCAACCCCUCGAACCAUGUGGUUAAUCAGGUAUUUGGCGUUUCCUCCGGCAUGGGGCUUUUGCCACUUACCUUCGACUGGAGCCAGGUAGCCUACGUUACUUCGCCUUUGCUUGUACCGUCCUGGGCAAUCGUCAAUGUUGCUGUGGCUCUGGUCUUUUGGGUAUACGUCGUGGCCACCGCCUGCUAUUAUACGAAUGUGUGGAAUACUGGGUAUUUCCCAUUUCAAAGUUCUGAUAUAUACGACAACACUGGGGCUGUUUAUAAUGUAUCCAGGGUAUUAGGUGAGGGGACUAGCUUCCAACUAGAUGUUGUCAAGUACGAGAACUAUUCUCCAGUAUUCAUGCCUAUAACCUAUGCUUUGAAUACAUUUGCCUUGGCUAUUGCUACACUAGCUUCGCUUAUUGUUUGGGUAUCUCUUGAGCAUAGUGACGUUCUCGUGGCGGCAAUCAAAAAGCCCUGGAACCUUAUUCGGACGCUAUUUCUGAGGAAGGAAAAUGCUCAGAAUGAAGAACCGCAGAAGGGUGAUGAUGAUGUUCCCAUUUGGUGGUAUAUUAUAGCCCUUGGUUUGGGUCUCUUCUUUUCAAUCUUUUCCAUUGAGUUCUGGCACUUGGAUUUGCGAUGGUACGGGGUGCUUUUCUCGUUCCUGAUUGCCGGCGUUUUCUUCUAUCCGGUGACUUUGAUCUAUGCGAGUGCCAAUCUCAAAGUGGGGAUCGAAAUCUUGUGUCGGGUUGUGGGUGGUUUCCUCUGGGAGGGUAAACCUCUCGCAAACAACUGGUUUGUAGGGCUUGGUUAUACCACGAUCCUGAAUGGGCUCUCCUUCUCGCAGGAUAUGAAACUCUGCUCCUAUUACCACAUAUCUCCCGGGUCCGUCUUUCUGACACAGUGCGUUGGGAUUGCCAUUGGAACCGUAGGCCAAGUCGCUGUUAUCAAUUGGGCGCUGGGGCAUAUCAAGGGCAUUUGCACUUCCGAUGCAAUUAAUGGGUUUUCGUGUCCAUUUGCACGGACCGAUUUCAAUACUAGUAUUAUUUGGGGGGCCAUUGGUCCGCGUCGUUUCUUCUCUACAGUUUCGGGGUAUAGAAGCCUGUUCUACCUUUUGAUACUUGGUGGGUCCCUUCCUGUUCUGGUAUUCCUGUUAAGGCGGCGGUAUCCUAAAUCCAUGUGGAGGUAUGUUAAUGUGCCUUUAUUUUUGGGCGGGUUGAACUAUAUCCCACCCGCCACUGGCAUGAACUACGGCAGCUGGGCGAUUGUUGGGCUCGUCUUCGGGGUAUUCAUCCGACGUAAUCACAACGCAUGGUGGCGCAGCUAUAACUAUGUUCUUGGAAGUGCCUUAGACUCCUCCGUCUCCCUGGCGGGGCUUAUCAUCUUUUUUACCAUCUACUAUACAGGGGCGUCGGACAAAUUUAGCUGGUGGGGGACAGAGGUUUACAAGAAUACUUGCGACUACAAGGGAUGCCCGUACCUAUCUCUCUCGCCAAAUGAAACACUUUAAUAGUC
Aspergillus versicolor CBS 583.65 is the source of this 2231-nucleotide messenger RNA. RefSeq lists its product as uncharacterized. NCBI's taxonomy places the organism in Eukaryota, Fungi, Ascomycota, Eurotiomycetes, Eurotiales, Aspergillaceae. The coding region runs from base 1 to 2226 and encodes 741 amino acids. Gene Ontology annotation, molecular function: oligopeptide transmembrane transporter activity. Gene Ontology annotation, biological process: transmembrane transport. The transcript is spliced from 10 exons. The record is from RefSeq and is a predicted model, not a curated record.